Messenger RNA from Acipenser ruthenus (sterlet), 5024 nucleotides. RefSeq lists its product as uncharacterized. The transcript has 15 exons. The record is from RefSeq and is a predicted model, not a curated record. Gene Ontology annotation, molecular function: GTP binding; zinc ion binding. Lineage: Eukaryota; Metazoa; Chordata; Actinopteri; Acipenseriformes; Acipenseridae. Bases 495 to 4763 code for a protein of 1422 amino acids.
UGCUCAUAAUGUGACAUGCGCACAAAAAAGCAGGGGCACUGAAUGACGCCCCUGUUUGAGACUCGUAUCAGAAUUGAGUAAAUGAUCAUGUUUUUCAUCUUGCUGUGUCCGUGUCUCGUCUUAUUAAUGUCUGACAGGUGAACAGCCUUCCUCCCGGCCAGGAGAAUGCAGAAGGGGAGACAGCGCGUUUGAUGUGAUGUCAUGCUUGCAGUUCUGAGCGCUUCCACGGGCGGCGCUUCGGCGCUUUCAGAUCCUGUUUGAGACGCAAGUUCUGACAGAGCGAUUUCUACACCGAAGUUCUAUUAACACUUCGAAGAAUAUACUUUAUUUGUGUGCGUGGUCUAGAAAGCCAGUGUAUAUCUGUGUUAUAUAUAUUUGAGCUGAUCCUAUUUAAAAGAUAUUACCAAAAACAAACCAAAGAAAACUGCAUGCAUAACAAAUCGACGUAUAAGAGAGGAAGGAAAGUUUUCAAAAGGAAUAGAAGAUAGAUAGCGAUGGAUACCGGAGCCUCAGCGCCGGAUCCGUCAAGAAUAGCAGAAGCGAAUAUUCUGGUAUCGCAUGACCAGUUUAGCUGUUCAGUGUGUCUGGAGCUAUUGAAGGACCCAGUCGCUAUUCCAUGUGGACACAGUUACUGUAUGGGGUGUAUUAAGAACUGCUGGGAUCAGACUGAUCAUACAGGUGUCUACAGCUGCCCCCAGUGCAGAAAGUUCUUUACUCCAAGGCCUGAUCUGUGCAGAAACACCAUGCUGGCCGAACUUGUGGAGGAAUUAAAGAAGACAGGACUCAAUCCUCCUCCUGCUCAAAGUUAUGCUGGACCUGGAGAUGUGCCGUGUGAUUUCUGCACUGGGAGAAAGUUCAAAGCUGUGAAAUCCUGUUUGACGUGCCUGGCCUCUUACUGUGAAACACACGUCAAGCCACACUAUGAGGGGGCUGCUUUCAAGAGGCACAAGCUGGUCAAUGCAAUUGGGAAUCUGGAGCAGAAGAUUUGUGCUGAACACCAGAAGGUUUUGGAGGUCUUCUGUAGAACCGAUCAGACGUGUAUUUGCUUGUUGUGUUCACAAAUUGAACACAGGAGCCAUGAUACAGUCUCAGCUGAGAAGGAAAGGAGUGGGAAACAGAAGCAGCUGGGAGAGACACAGACAGAAAUACAACAGAGAAUCCAGGAGAGACUGAAAGACGUGGAGGAGCUGAAACAGGCUGUGGAGUCACUGAAAAGAUCUGCAUGCAUAGAAAUAAAGGAAAGUGAGAAGAUCUUUACUGAGCUGAUCCGAUCCAUUGAGAAGAUCCACACUGAGGUUAUUGAGCUGAUUGGAGCUAACGAGAAGGCUGCAUUGAAUCAGGCUGAAGGACGCAUGAAGAAACUGGAGCAGGAGAUUGCUGAGCUAAGGAGGAGAAACGCUGAGCUGAAACAGCUUUCAGAGACAGAGGAUCACAUCCAUUUUCUACAGAAUUUCCAGUCUCUCUGUGCCCCUCCUGAAGCUGGAGACUUACCCAGCGUUACUGUCAAUACAGACAUCUCUUUUGGGGCUGUGAGGAAAGCUGUAUCUGAACUUAAAGACCAUAUUGAGGACUUCUGCAAGGGGGAAUUAGUCAAAAUAACCACAACAGACGUGCAUGGAAAGACAGGCAGUUCCCCUGAGUUGAGGAUGGUGCUGGUUGGGAAGAUUGGAGUUGGGAAAAGUGCCUCGGGAAACACCAUCCUGGGCAAAAAGGAGUUUAAAUCACAAGCCAGUGACUCCUCGGUUACAAAAGCAUGUGAGAAGAGAGAAGGAAAGGUUUCUGGGAGACGUGUUGUUGUGGUCGACACUCCAGCCUUUGGCACAGACCUCUCUCUGGAUGAAGUCAAUGAAGAAAGAGCAAUGCAUUUGUCUGCCCCAGGACCCCAUGCUAUUCUCCUGGUGAUUGAGGUGGGCCGAUUCACAGGUGAAGACAAGAGAACAGUGGAGACAAUCCUGAGGAGAUAUGGAGAUGGAGCUGGGAGAUACACGAUGGUCCUUUUCACCAACCGGGACAAACUAGGAGAGAAGUCGAUUGAGGAGUUCAUUCAGGGAGCCAGCAAAGAGCUCCGGGAGCUUGUUGAGAAGUGUGGGUGCCGUUAUCACGCCUUCAACAACAAGAACAUGAGCGAUCGCACCCAGGUCACUGAGCUACUGGAAAAGAUAGACAGGAUGGUGGAAGAGAAUGAAGGAAGCUACUACACCAGUGAGAUGAUCAGACAGGUGAAAAAAAUGAGGAAGAGCAAAGAGCUCAUUUGUGAAGAAAUGGACAUUGAAGAGCAAGCCAAUGAUAAGCCGAGCAAGUCUGGUAAGCUAUGGGGUUCUUUAUCUAGAUCCACACCUCAGGCAUCGAACAUGAGAGACAACACAGACGUGCAUGGAAAGACAGGCAGUUCCCCUGCGUUGAGGAUGGUGCUGGUUGGGAAGAUUGGAGUUGGGAAAAGUGCCUCGGGAAACACCAUCCUGGGCAAAAAGGAGUUUAAAUCACAAGCCAGUGACUCCUCGGUUACAAAAGCAUGUGAGAAGAGAGAAGGAGAGGUUUCUGGGAGACGUGUUGUUGUGGUCGACACUCCAGCCUUUGGCACAGACCUCUCUCUGGAUGAAGUCAAUGAAGAAAGAGCAAUGCAUUUGUCUGCCCCAGGACCCCAUGCUAUUCUCCUGGUGAUUGAGGUGGGCCGAUUCACAGGUGAAGACAAGAGAACAGUGGAGACAAUCCUGAGGAGAUAUGGAGAUGGAGCUGGGAGAUACACGAUGGUCCUUUUCACCAACCGGGACAAACUAGGAGAGAAGUCGAUUGAGGAGUUCAUUCAGGGAGCCAGCAAAGAGCUCCGGGAGCUUGUUGAGAAGUGUGGGUGCCGUUAUCACGCCUUCAACAACAAGAACAUGAGCGAUCGCACCCAGGUCACUGAGCUACUGGAAAAGAUAGACAGGAUGGUGGAAGAGAAUGAAGGAAGCUACUACACCAGUGAGAUGAUCAGACAGGUGAAAAAAAUGAGGAAGAGCAAAGAGCUCAUUUGUGAAGAAAUGGACAUUGAAGAGCAAGCCAAUGAUAAGCCGAGCAAGUCUGGUAAGCUAUGGGAUUCUUUAUCUAGAUUCACACCUCAGGCAUCGAACAUGAGAUACAACACAGGUUCUUUAUCUGGAGGCACACCUCGCGCAUCGAACAUGAGAGACAAGACGGAAGCACAUGGAAAGACAACCCCAGGCAGUUCCCCAGAGUUGAAGAGGGUCCUGGUUGAGAAGACUGGAGUUGGGAAAAGUGCCUCAGGAAACACCAUCCUGGACAAAAAGGAGCUCAGGGAUGUGGCAGCAAAUGCGCAUGGAAACACCCCUGAGUUGAGGAUAGUGCUGGUUGGGAAGACUGGAGUUGGGAAAAGUGCCUCAGGAAACACCAUCUUGGGCAAAAGGGCAUUUACUUCAAAAACCAGCAUCUCCUCAGUUACAAAAGAAUGUGAGAAGAGAGAAGUAGUUGUUUCUGGGAGACGUGUUGCUGUGGUCGACACUCCAGCCUUUAGCACAGAGGCUGUGGAGUGCAUUGCUCUGUCUGCCCCGGGACCCCACGCUAUUCUCCUGGUGAUUGAGGUGGGCCGAUUCACAGAUGAAGACAAGAGAACAGUGGAGACAAUCCUGAGGAGGUUUGGAGCAGAAGCUAAGAGAUACAUGAUGGUCCUUUUCAGCCAUAAGGACAAACUGGAAGAUAAGACGAUUGAGGAGUUCGUUCAGGGAGCCAGCAAGGAGCUCCGGGAGCUUGUUGAGAAGUGUGGGGGCCGUUAUCACGCCUUCAACAACAAGGAAAAGAGUGAUUGCACCCAGGUCACUGAGCUACUGGAGAAGAUAGACAGGAUGGUGAAAAAGAAUGAAGAAAGCUGCUACAUCAGUGACAUGAUCACACAGAUGAAGAGUGAAGAGGACAAUGAGGAAGAAGAAAUGGACUGUCAAUAUGGAGCCAAUGAUAAGCCAACUGAUUCUGGUUCUUUAUCUAGAUCCACACCUCAGGCAUCGAACAUGAGAUACAACACAGGUUCUUUAUCUGGAGCCACACCUCGCGCAUCGAACAUGAGAGACAUGAUAGAGUUGAGGAUUGUGCUGCUUGGGAAGACUAGAGCUGGGAAGAGUGCAGCAGGAAACACCAUCCUGGGAAGAAGGGAGUUUGAUUCGAGACUCAGCGCCACUUCCAUAACUAAUACAUGUAGGAAGGGCACAGCAGUAGUUUAUGGGAGACGCAUAGCUGUGAUUGACACUCCCGGCCUGUUUGGCACAGAGCUCACUCCUGAUCAGAUUAAACAGGAGAUUGAGAAAUGUAUCUCUCUGUCUGCCCCGGGACCCCAUGCUUUGCUGUUAGUGCUACAGGUGGGCCGAUACACAGAGAGAGAGGUGGAAGCAGUGAAGAUUAUUUUUGGUGAGAGUGCUGCCAGAUACAUGAUGGUUCUUUUCACCCAUGGAGACAGUCUGGAAGAUGGCAUGACAAUUGAGAAUUACAUUGAGGGAGUCGAAGGGGAUCUCCAGCAGCUUAUUGAUAAUUGUUGGGGCAGGUAUCACGUCUUUAACAAUAAAGACAAGAGAAAUACAGCUCAAACUAUUGAACUGGUCAAGGAAAUAGAGAAUAUGGUGGAAACUAAUUGUGGGAGGUAUUACACCAUGGAGAUGUACAAUGAGGCAGCUGCAUCCACCAGUCAAAAUGUAGAAAUGGAGAAGGGGAAAGUGAGGAAGGAAAGGCCAUAUUUUAAGAAUGUGCAGAGCUUCAGAGAUGGGUGUAAUUUGAUGUAAUUUGUUUAACAUCUCUGACGUGUUUAUUGAAUGUCCUCUGCAUAAUUAUUUUCUUUACCAAUAUGUGCUUGAUUUUGUAUUCUUUUUAUUUGAAACAGUCAAUGAUUAAUAACCAAGGCUUAACAUUGUAUUUAGCUGUAUAAAUCAGUAUGAAUUUCCUUUCAGUACACCUUAUAUUGCCUUGCAUAAAAAAGCUAAAUACAAAAUGAAUUCUGUGUUAGUAAAUUCUGAAAAACAAAUAAAAAUUGUUAAGAAAAUAAA